Molecule: messenger RNA, 2497 nt
Organism: Triticum dicoccoides
Lineage: Eukaryota; Viridiplantae; Streptophyta; Magnoliopsida; Poales; Poaceae
Product: probable serine/threonine-protein kinase At1g01540
Exons: 7
Coding region: 628-2142 (504 amino acids)
Biological process (GO): protein phosphorylation
Molecular function (GO): protein kinase activity; ATP binding
Source: RefSeq, a predicted model, not a curated record
CACUCACCACUCCCCUCACAGCUCCCACUAGGCACUGGCACUGCACUGGCGCUCCUCCUCCCCUCCUGCAACCCAUCAGUCCUCACUCAUCUCUCUCUCCACACCGUCUGUGGGAGUAGGGAGUACCGCUCCUAAUAAUUGAUCCUUCGCUCUCCAUUCCCUCGUUGAUUUGUUGUUACUCUAAAGAUCACCACCAACCACCCUCCCCUCCCCCAAACCCUCCUCCCAACCACAAUCCAAUCUUUUAUCAAGAACAAAUUAACCACCCCUCACCCUUUGCCCCAAAACAAUCGUCUAAUCUUUGGUCUCCGCCUCCACAUUGCUCCCAAAUCCAACGUCUCGGGCCCUGCCGCCCCUCAAAUCCACCCUUUUUGUCACUCCAUCCUGUCCUAAAUUCCCCUCCUCGCCCAAAAGCCCCAGCGUUUCCCACUGCAUCAUCCUCUGCGAAAUCCAAUCUUGGCCGCCUGGAUUGCCCAUUCAUUUAUUCUCUGAGGGAACCCAAGCUUUAGCGGGCUGCUCUGUUCGAAACCCGAUCUCUCUUUAGCACCGAAUUCUGCAAGAAAGCCAGAGUUGUUGCGGAGAUCCGCCAUUCCUGGUUGAGCCGACGAGCUUCGCCGCCGCGGUCCGAUGUCGGACUCGGACCAGAGCACCGUCGUCUUCGGGCUCCACCUGUGGGAGCUCGUUGGCAUCGGCGUCGGCGCCGCCUUCGUGCUCCUCCUCGUCCUCCUCUCCCUGCUGUGCCUUCUCGCCAACCGCCGUCGUCGCCGUCGCCGCGCCCCCGCCGGCCCCGUCCUCCACCUCGCCACCGUCGCGCCCAGUGCCCAUCCCAAGAACCCCACCAAGCCGCCCAAGGACAUCCAAGAGGUGCCCUCUCGCGGCGCGCAGGCCCCCGUGGGGGGCACCGCGCCCAAGGUGCCGCUCGCUCAGAUUCUCCAGGCGUCCCCGCAAGAGUCCAUCCAGAUCGAGACCGGCAAGGAGCACCGCAUCACGUUCCCGGAGCAGCCGCCGCCCCACCAUCAGCGUAGCGGGGGGCCGUCGUCUCGCGGGGCCAGCGGCGAGAGCCGCGGAGGUGGCCCGGAGCCGGGCGUGCCCGAGGUCUCACACCUCGGGUGGGGCCACUGGUACACUCUCAAGGAGCUCGAGGCAGCGACGGCAAUGUUCGCCGAUGAGAAGGUGAUUGGCGAGGGCGGCUACGGCAUCGUGUACCAUGGCAUUCUCGAGGACGGCACACAGGUCGCCGUCAAGAAUUUGCUGAAUAACAGGGGCCAGGCUGAGAGGGAAUUCAAGGUUGAGGUCGAAGCAAUCGGGCGGGUGCGGCACAAGAACCUCGUGCGGCUGCUUGGAUACUGUGCUGAGGGCAACCAAAGGAUGCUUGUGUACGAGUUUGUCAAUAAUGGAACUUUGGAGCAGUGGAUUCAUGGUGAUGUUGGUCCUGUGAGCCCUCUUACAUGGGACAUAAGAAUGAAGAUUAUUCUUGGAUCAGCAAAAGGUUUAAUGUAUUUGCACGAGGGACUUGAGCCAAAGGUGGUUCACCGUGAUGUCAAGUCAAGCAAUAUCCUACUUGACAAGCAUUGGAACGCUAAGCUUUCUGAUUUUGGGCUAGCAAAGCUUUUGGGCUCAGAGAGGAGUUACGUCACGACCAGGGUUAUGGGGACAUUUGGGUACGUUGCUCCAGAGUAUGCAGGCACUGGCAUGUUGAAUGAAACUAGUGAUGUCUAUAGUUUUGGGAUUCUUAUUAUGGAAAUAAUAUCUGGUAGGGUACCAGUAGAUUACAACAGGCCACCUGGAGAGGUUAAUCUCGUUGAAUGGCUGAAGACAAUGGUGAGCAGCCGAAAUUCAGAGGGGGUUUUGGAUCCCAAGAUGACCGAGAAGCCUACUUCAAGGGCACUGAAAAAGGCUUUGCUAGUGGCUCUGCGAUGUGUAGACCCUGAAGCUCGCAAGAGGCCAAAGAUUGGUCAUGUGAUUCACAUGCUUGAAGUUGAUGAUUUCCCCUACAGAGAUGACCGCCGAGCUGGCAGAGCUCCAGGUCAAGCGAAAUUGGGGGAAACACCUUCGGGUGAACCUGGCGAUAGCAGCGGGAACGACACACCGAAAGGUCAAUCAAAAGCAGACAAUUCAAGGUGGAGAAAUCAAGAGACCUAGCUAUGAUGGAAACGGUGAUUCUUCCGGACCUUUGUGCAUGAUCAAGAAAGAAGCUGGAUGGCGCAGACCUACUACAAACAAGCUCGUUUGCGGCUCCAUGGGUUGAGUCAGGUGUGGAACCAUGGAAAGCGUCUAUGGAGAGAUCGUGAUAGCAUCUGUACAUUACUGGAUUAAUUAUGGUAGGCAUAGGGAUUUUUUGGUUGGUUUCGCCGGAUCGUGUUUAUGUAAAAGAUAUAUCUCCGUAUGAUAAAGGCCCUAUACUUUCAGGGGUAAAGCUGAGCGUCGCUUAUGACCGACCUCCUGGUUGGUGUCAUGUUGCUGCUCAGCUUAUGAUUCCUUGUCCCUUUUCUUCCUU